CACGAUCGAUGGGUUCGACCAGCCCCCACUUCACAACUCGCCUCCCUCCGACCAGACGCCAACGCGAUGUUGGCUGGCAUGCGCUCAUCGCCGUCCAGGAAAUACAAGGGAGAAGAUCUCGUCAAACAAUCGCAGCUGGUCAAGGUCAAGCCGUCGCCACCGUCGGCGUCGACCAGGUUCACGCAAUGGAUCGCAUCGCUCACCACCCGACAGGCUAAACUCCACCGACUUAAGAAGACGCCGCACCCCACACAGACUCCAUCGACACCAACAACGUCCAAGCAAUCCAUUACCCGAUUAGCAGGGCAUGACGCUGGAAUCCCGGACUGCUGUCGUCGCUUUGUCAAGAACGCCCUCUCCUCGAAGCAACCGACGUACUCCUCCGGACGUAUUUACUACAAAUACCUCGAUGGAUCAAUCCUUCUCAACCAGUCUACCGUCGUGGGGGGUCGUCGCGUACCAUUCUUCACCCCCCACGUCUCAACGUGGCGACAAGAGCGACCGAGACUCCGCGCAUUGACUCCGAUAGCCGAAGAAUCCCAGGAAAAACUAUGCGAGGGCUGUCACUCAUACAAGUUUAGCCAUCAACCCAACACGUCCUGCGUUGCGCUGACUCGCAUCAUUCGACGUGUGUCAAGCCACCGUCAUUGCGAAUCGUCUGUGGUUCAGGCGCGACUCGUGUCGUCGGCAGCUCCUGUCCCUGUGUUCGACGUCUAAUUUACUGUCGUUGUUUCAUGGAUCUGCCGCAUACCGUUCUGCGGGAUCUCGCCGCGCGAGAUCGCGACGCCGGCAGGCUGUGAGUGGGACGACUUGGCCUUGUUUGUCUCCAGUGUUUCAAAAUUUGGAAAAACUCGAGUCGAAAAUUUGAAUUUUCGUGUGUAAUCGACCAAGAUUGAUUCUAUUUUUCGAAUAUCAUGCUGUUUGGUCGAUGUCACCAAAAACUGAC
Aphanomyces invadans is the source of this 946-nucleotide messenger RNA. RefSeq lists its product as hypothetical. The record is from RefSeq and is a predicted model, not a curated record. Lineage: Eukaryota; Oomycota; Saprolegniomycetes; Saprolegniales; Verrucalvaceae. Bases 67 to 717 code for a protein of 216 amino acids. The transcript has a single exon.